This is a messenger RNA of Fulmarus glacialis (Northern fulmar), 2207 nucleotides long. RefSeq names its product histone deacetylase 7-like. The annotation marks the transcript as partial. The transcript is spliced from 16 exons. NCBI's taxonomy places the organism in Eukaryota, Metazoa, Chordata, Aves, Procellariiformes, Procellariidae. Gene Ontology annotation, cellular component: histone deacetylase complex. Gene Ontology annotation, molecular function: histone deacetylase activity. Gene Ontology annotation, biological process: negative regulation of transcription by RNA polymerase II; chromatin organization. The record is from RefSeq and is a predicted model, not a curated record.
AUGGGGCUCAUCCUGCCCAUCUCGUGGCAUCGUGCCGUGUCCAGCCCCGAGGCCUCGGUGAUAACGGGGCAGAGGAGCUCAGCGGCUUUCAGGCUGCGGCUGUUAAUCUUCCUCAACCUCCGUAUCAUGCCGGUUAUGGGAGGCGCGGGCCGGGGCGGGAGUUUGCCGGCUGCUGUGAACCCGUGCACCUCCCCACGGGUGCCCCAAACCGCGCCCAUGGACCUGCGGAUCGGGCAGCGUGUCGUCAAGCCCGGCUCUGACACCACCUUGCUGGCUCUGAAGCACACGCAGCAGCUGCAGCACCAGCUCUUCCUCGCCAGCCUGCACCAGCAGCAAGUGGAGCAGCUCGCCCACCAGCACGUGAGGGUCACCAUGGAGUCCCCACACCGUGAAGCUGAGCCUGGGCAACAGGAGCAGGAGCUGCGGCAGAUCCUCAACAAGGACAAGAGCAAGCGAAGUGCUGUGGCCAGCACAGUGGUGAAGCAGAAGCUGGCUGAGGUCAUCCUGAAGAAGCAGCAGGCAGCUUUGGAGAGGACCAGCAAUCCCAACCCUUCAGCCAUGCCAUACAGGUCUCUGGAGCCUCUGGAUCCCGAGGGCCCUUCCCCUCCUGUGCUCAGCACCUUCCUGCCCCCUGUCCCCAGCACUUCUCUUGACCCCCCAGAGCAUUUUCCGCUGCGGAAGACAGCGUCUGAGCCCAACCUGAAGGUGCGUUGCAAGCCCAGGAAGUGCCUUGACCGACGCAAGAAUCCCCUGACGCGGAAGGAGAGCGCUCCCCCCUCGCUGAAGAGGCGGCCGCCCGAGGCGAUCGACUCCUCCCCGAGCAGUAGCAGCACUCCUGUGUCUGGCUGCAGCUCUCCCAACGACAGCCUCCCCGCCGAGCACGGAGCCCUCCCCGCUGCCUCCGGCAUGGCCCACGAGACGCCCCUGGCCCAGCGCCUGAUGAUGCAGGAGAGCUCACUGGCACAGUUUGCCCUGCAGAGUGCAGCCUCCCUUCCGGCCAUCACGCUGGGAUUGCCGGCUACCACUAGCGCCAGGGGAGAGGCAGAUCGCCGCCCCCUCUCCAGCCUGGCACACCGGGUGCCUGUGCUGAACGGACCUGUCCUCACGGGCACACACUCGCCCAUGUUCAUACCAGCUGGCUUGGAGCAGCACGAGGCUGGGAGCCCCUUGUCCCCUCGGCUCCAGCCUGUCAUCAUCCUCGAGCCCUCGGUCACCCACACUCCGCUGGUGGCGGUGCCAGGUCUGGGAACGGUCCCCUUCUCCUUCGCCCCCUCACUCAUCUCGGCAGAGCGCCUGUCGCUCCCAGGCCACCAUAAACCGCUGGGCAGGACCCGCUCGGAGCCCCUGCCCCAGAACCCCAAGGCCAUCCAGCAGCAACUGGUGUACCAGCAGCAUCACACUCAGUUCCUGGAGAGACUCAAGCAGCAGACGCAUCUGGGCAAGCGCAUGGCUAAAUCCAGCGAGAAGCCCCGUCUGCGGCAGAUCCCCUCCUCGGAGGACAUGGAGGCUGAGGGGACGCUUCCAGAGGCCGGGGCUGAGAGCAGUGACCCAGCGAGGGCACGCGUGGAGCCCACACGGGCGGGGAGCAGUGUGAAGGAGCCCGAGAGGACGCAGAAGAUGAUGCAGCCUCAAGAGGAGCUUGUCCUACAGCAGGCCUAUCUCUGGGAUUCCUACCAGCGCGUGCAGCAGCAGCUCCUCAAGCGGCAGCCCUUGGCCGACUCCCCCAUGGUCCCCACCAUCCAUGCGGGGCACAGGCCCCUCUCCAGGGCCCAGUCAUCCCCUGCCACCGCGACCGUCUCCCUUCCUGCCCAGGACACGGCCUCCAAGACGCUCUCCCUGCCUGUGCAGGAGCAGCCAGCCAAGCCGCACUUCACAACAGGGCUGGUUUACGACUCGGUGAUGCUCAAACACCAGUGUUCGUGCGGUGACAACAGCAACCACCCAGAGCAUGCGGGCAGGAUCCAGAGCAUCUGGUCCCGUCUGCAGGAGAGAGGGCUGCGCAGCCAGUGCGAGUGUCUGCGGGGACGCAAGGCCACCCUGGAAGAGCUGCAGUGUGUCCAUACCGAGCGCCACGUCUUCCUCUACGGCACCAAUCCCCUCAACCGCCUGAAACUGGACAACGGGAAGCUGGCAGGGAUCCUGUCGCAGCGGAUGUUUGUCAUGCUGCCCUGCGGAGGGGUGGGGGUAAGUGCUCAAUCUCAGCUCUG